AUUUUUAAUUUUUACUGUAAUUGAAAAACCCUAACAAUCUAGCUUACCUCUUUUCUUCAUCACAGAUUUUGUUUCAAUUCUGAAUUCGCUAUGGCCGAUUCUAUACUUUCCCUAAACCCUUCCAAAACCCUACACAGAACUCAACUCAACAAUCCCAUUUCCCAAUCCGCAUCUAUCUCCCGAACAAGAAUCACUUUCAAACCAAACCAAUUCCGAAUCCCAGCUAUUCGUGCUUCAAUGGCGCGAAAAGAAGGCGAACAAAAACCUUCUUUUGGAGACACUCUCCUCAACAACGCUCGCAAAAACCAAGUUUUUGAUUCCAUCACAAAAUCCCUCUCUAAUUGCCUCUCUGAAACUAACCUACAUUUGACAGUUCCUGCUCUCAAAUCGAAAAUUCGCGGCAAAGUUCGAGAUAUUUAUGAUAGUGGGGAUUAUAUUGUGUUAGUUACCACUGAUCGCCAGAGUGCUUUCGAUAGGGUUCUCGCUUCCAUUCCUUUUAAAGGCCAGGUUCUCAACGAGACAAGUCUGUGGUGGUUUGAGAGAACAAAGCACAUAGUUUCUAACGCAGUUGUAUCAGCUCCAGAUAAAAAUGUUACAAUAGCAAAGAAAUGUUCAGUUUUCCCUGUUGAGUUUGUUGCUAGAGGGUUUGUCACUGGAAGUACAGAUACAUCUUUAUGGACUGUCUACAAUAAAGGCAACCGUAACUACUGUGGAAAUAUCCUAUCAGAUGGAAUGGUUAAAAAUCAAAAGUUACCAAAGAAUAUACUCACUCCAACUACCAAGGCUGCAGAUCACGACGUUCCAGUAACUCCAGACGAGAUUAUAGAAAAGGGACUGAUGACUAAAGCUGAUUAUCUAGAAGUCAGUGAAAAAGCAUUAAGCUUGUUUGAAUAUGGACAGCAAGUGGCCUCGGAACACGGCCUUAUUUUGGUAGACACUAAAUAUGAAUUCGGGAAGGCAAAUGAUGGAUCUAUUCUAUUGAUUGAUGAGGUCCAUACUCCUGAUUCAAGUAGAUAUUGGAUUGCCAAUUCUUACUUGGAGCGCUUUCAAAAUGGUCUUGAGCCUGAAAAUGUCGAUAAGGAGUUCUUGAGGCUGUGGUUCAAAAGUCACUGCAACCCUUAUGAAGACGAGGUCCUUCCCGAAGCUCCUGAAGAUCUUGUUUGUGAACUGGCUUGGCGGUACAUUUUCUUAUACGAGACUAUAACAAAAUCAAAGUUUGAGGUGCAAUCGACCGAGGAGGCGAUACACGACAGAAUUUCACGAAAUGUUGCAUCUGCACUAUCAUCCUUAAAGUAGCCCUGGAAUUUUAGGAGUUCACUUUAGCACUGUAUUUUUAAGUAUCCCAUGGUAAAAUAUAUAUAUUAAAUAAUCUAAAUUAAUCAGGGAAAGUAUCAGAAAAUGAGUUUUUAAUUUUCUAAUUGACAUAACCUAAUAAAAGAGCUGUUUUUUUAAAGCAGGAUUAAAUGAGUCCAUUGCUUUGUAUUUUAGCUGGUGACAGCACUCUAACAAUGAAUAUUUUUUGGCCUGUAAUCUGUAUGAGACGUUUUUGACUCUUGUUACCAGAUACAAUUUUUUGGGUUAUGGUUUCUUA
Lathyrus oleraceus (garden pea) is the source of this 1591-nucleotide messenger RNA. RefSeq names its product phosphoribosylaminoimidazole-succinocarboxamide synthase, chloroplastic. Gene Ontology annotation, molecular function: phosphoribosylaminoimidazolesuccinocarboxamide synthase activity. The transcript has 12 exons. The coding region runs from base 91 to 1296 and encodes 401 amino acids. NCBI's taxonomy places the organism in Eukaryota, Viridiplantae, Streptophyta, Magnoliopsida, Fabales, Fabaceae. The record is from RefSeq and is a predicted model, not a curated record. Gene Ontology annotation, cellular component: cytoplasm; chloroplast stroma. Gene Ontology annotation, biological process: 'de novo' IMP biosynthetic process.